Molecule: messenger RNA, 501 nt
Organism: Phycomyces blakesleeanus NRRL 1555(-)
Lineage: Eukaryota; Fungi; Mucoromycota; Mucoromycetes; Mucorales; Phycomycetaceae
Exons: 3
Coding region: 1-501 (166 amino acids)
Source: RefSeq, a predicted model, not a curated record
AUGCUGAAAGAACAUGAACCUUGGUUGAAGGACCCAUUAAAAGAAGCUUAUGUUCUACUGUGCCAAAAAGAAAUCGACAUGCAACUUGUGAGUGUUAACUGUCCGCAAAUUGCUUGGCUACCACCUACACCAUCAGUUGAGUACCAAUGUGGCAUUAUCAAGAGUAACCACAACUAUAUGCUCCUAUGCCCAGCUACAAUCGCUCUCGUCCAAAAACUCUGGUCUUUGAUAGACUCUGCUCCUCUCUCAGAGGUUCAUCUCAUUAACUAUGCUCUCAACUGUCUCCCCAGGUCUUUCAAAUCGCCUGAAGAAAAAGCUCAUGGUCAAAUCCUCAUUGACCUUGCAGCAAAAUUCUAUGCCACAAAACCAAUCCGCUCCCACCACAUCCCGCCACCUACCCAAGAACCUGUUCUUGGUGAUCUGUUCUCCCAUCUUCUCUCUAAAAUUUUCAUCAUUCCUCAUCAACCCCCUCCAUCUGUGCCCACCCAAAAUUGUGCCUAG